Molecule: messenger RNA, 1096 nt
Organism: Ctenopharyngodon idella (grass carp)
Lineage: Eukaryota; Metazoa; Chordata; Actinopteri; Cypriniformes; Xenocyprididae
Product: tumor necrosis factor receptor superfamily member 17
Exons: 3
Coding region: 252-779 (175 amino acids)
Biological process (GO): tumor necrosis factor-mediated signaling pathway
Molecular function (GO): signaling receptor activity
Source: RefSeq, a predicted model, not a curated record
AAAGUAGUAUGUAAACAACAUGUAACGCUUGGGAUUUAUCGGUGUAGUUUACAUUAGAAAUUUGGUUGAUGAGGAUAUUUUAGUUUUUUGUCAUGAGAAAAUGUGACUAAAAUUUAAACUGAUCCCAAAUGUAAAAGGCUAAAGUGUAGAUUGCUCAGGGACAUCCCCUUCUUAAGACAUAUUUACAUACUGGGCUUGAUAAAAUGUUGGCUGUUGUGUGGGUUCAGUGACUUCCAACACCUCAGUGGAAGAUGCUUCUCUUUAUAUGGCUGCUUUACAUGAUUAUUUAUGCUGAGGGAAAAUGUGCAAAGAAUUAUUAUUACGAUGGACUUCUUGAGGAGUGUCAACAUUGUUCCAUUAGAUGCAACUCCCCACCAAAUAUUUGCAAUACAUUUUGUACCUCAAUACCAGAAAAUGAAGUCGAAAAGAAUCAAAAUAUACGUUUCAUUUUGAUCGUGUUUUUUGUGUUCCUGGGAGCUUUCACUGCACUGACCAUUAUUCUGCGAGUUAUACGCAGAAAAACCUGUAAGCCCAUCAUCAUGAACAAAGCGAUAGGUCAAGAACAAAAGACAUCUGACAGCGAGAGAGGCUCGGAUGUCACAGAGCAAUCUGAAGCUACGACUGAUUUGUCAGAUGGACUGAAUCAGCAUCACUACAACUCCAACCUGCCUCUUCCUUCCACUGAGGAAGGCACCACAUUGCUGGUUACCACAAAGACAGUACAAGCUUACCAGUGUACAUCUGUCAUAUACGGAGGAGAUCACAUGGAACUUGUAUAACAGCAGCAGACUCUGGUGCACUUGUAGCACAUUAUCUCACCAUUACUCUGUGCAGACUGGAUAAAAUUCUCAUUGUAAUUUGAAAUGGACUGCUGGAUACACUAAUAAUGAAAACAGGACUUGAACACAGGAUGGAAUCUGACUGUCAAAAGUGAACAUCUCUGUGUUAUUUAGGUGUAAGAAUCAUUUGUGAAUGUAAACUAUUUUCAACAUGCUUUGUCCAAAAGGUCUGAGUUUCACUUCUACACAUUUGUAUCAAUGCAAAGCCAGUACAGAUUUAUGUUGUAUCUUUGUUAAAUUAAAAAGUGUUACUUCAA